This is a messenger RNA of Prosopis cineraria, 1966 nucleotides long. RefSeq names its product beta-hexosaminidase 1-like. The record is from RefSeq and is a predicted model, not a curated record. NCBI's taxonomy places the organism in Eukaryota, Viridiplantae, Streptophyta, Magnoliopsida, Fabales, Fabaceae. Gene Ontology annotation, molecular function: beta-N-acetylhexosaminidase activity. The transcript has 15 exons. Gene Ontology annotation, cellular component: membrane. Bases 48 to 1745 code for a protein of 565 amino acids. Gene Ontology annotation, biological process: glycosaminoglycan metabolic process; carbohydrate metabolic process.
UCGUCCACCCCCCCCCUUUCACCCCCUUUUCACGGUCUCUUGUGGUAAUGCUCAAGUCUGCAAUGUGGUCUCAUCAUCGCGCGGCCAUGCCUCUCUGUGCACCCAGAUGGCUCCAAGCAGCUUUUCACAUAUUCUUCAUCAUUUCUCUUGCUCUUUGUUCUUCUCAAGCUCUCGCUGCCAGGGUCAAACGAACACCACGCCCCAAGGAGCCCCUCACUUACAUUUGGCCUUUGCCUACUCAAUUCUCCUUCGGCGAUGAUACGCUCUCUGUUGAUCCUGGACUAUCUCUUACUGUGGAUGGUAAUGGAGGUGGUUCCGAUAUUGUCAGAGCUGCAUUUGAUAGAUACAGAGGGAUCAUAUUCAAGCGAAUUGACAGAUUCAGUUUUCUUAGGAAAUUAAAGGAAAAAAUAUCUGUGUAUGAUGUUAGUACAUUGCGGAUUACUGUUCAUUCUGCGAGCGAGGAGCUUCAACUUGGUGUUGAUGAAAGCUAUACUUUGCUCGUCCCGAAGUCCAAUGGGCAGGCCGUUGCUGGGGAAGUGAAGAUUGAGGCAAAUACAGUUUAUGGUGCACUACGUGGAUUGGAGACCUUCAGUCAGUUGUGUUCUUUUGAUUAUUCAACCAAAGCAGUACAAAUAUACAAGGCACCUUGGUCUAUCCAAGAUAAACCGAGGUUUGCAUACCGUGGGCUUAUGCUGGAUACUUCAAGACACUAUUUACCAGUUGAUGUAAUUAAGCAGAUAGUUGAAUCUAUGUCUUAUGCUAAACUUAAUGUUUUACAUUGGCACAUCAUAGACGAGCAAUCGUUUCCUCUUGAGAUACCUUCAUACCCAAAAUUGUGGAAAGGCUCAUAUACAAAGUGGGAACGUUAUACUGUAGAGGAUGCUUAUGAAAUCGUCAACUUUGCUAAAAUGAGAGGCAUUAACGUGAUGGCAGAAGUGGAUGUCCCUGGUCAUGCUGAAUCAUGGGGUACUGGAUAUCCUGAACUUUGGCCAGCACCUUCCUGUAGAGAGCCGCUUGAUGUUUCAAAGAAAUCUACAUUUGAUAUCAUUUCUGGUAUUUUGACAGAUAUGAGAAAGAUUUUCCCCUUCGAGCUAUUCCACUUGGGUGGUGAUGAGGUUAAUACUGAUUGCUGGAGCAAUACCACUCAUGUGAAGGAAUGGCUUCAGAAUCACAACAUGACUGCUAAAGGUGCCUAUGAAUAUUUUGUGCUCAAGGCCCAAGACAUAGCAUUGUCAAAGAAUUGGACUCCUGUGAAUUGGGAAGAAACCUUUAACACAUUCCCAUCAAAGCUUCAUCCUCAAACCGUUGUGCAUAACUGGUUGGGUCCUGGGGUUUGUCCAAAGGCUGUUGCAAAAGGUUUCCGGUGCAUUUUCAGUAACCAGGGUGUCUGGUAUCUUGACCAUCUUGACGUACCUUGGGAUGUGGUCUAUGCUGCUGAGCCACUUGAAGGAAUACAUGAGGACUCACAACAAAAACUUGUACUUGGAGGAGAAGUUUGCAUGUGGGGUGAGACGGCUGAUGCAUCAGACGUUCAGCAAACCAUAUGGCCUCGAGCUGCAGCGGCUGCAGAACGCUUGUGGAGUCGGAAAGAUUCAACACAAACAGGAAAUAUCACCUUAACUGCGUUGCCGCGAUUGCAACACUUCAGAUGUCUGUUAAAUAGACGAGGAGUUCCGGCUGCUCCUGUCACAAACUUUUAUGCUAGAACUGCCCCUAUGGGUCCGGGUUCAUGCUAUGAGCAAUAAUGCUUUUCAAGCUCUGCAAAGGGAGUAGAUCAUCUUAGUCUGGCAUGGUGGGGUAGCUGGUGUAAAAAGAUGUGCCGGACUGAUGAAUGUGAACGGAGGCCUGAUCUUUCUAGUAAAAUAAGCAAGUCAUAUUUCAAUUUAUUGUUAUGAAGAAUAAAUCUUGUUGACUGUGCUUGCUUUUUCUGAUAUGUUAUCAAAUAUGAGUAGUAUGGCUGUCCUUU